CAAUUGAAUUGAGAACCGCUGGUAGCAUGAUGGCAGCCUCCUUGUUUGUUAAAAUUGAAGUAAUUUAGAUGUAACUGCGAAUGAAACUAGGAAUAGUUAUCGAGUAAUUAUUGGAAAUAAAAAAAUCUUCGAUUUAUAAAUAUACUCAAUACGAGUGUCCCAUAUUUACAAAUUCAAGCAAGAAAAAACUUCACAUUAUACGAAGUGUCUUCUGUACCCGGAUAUUAAGAUAUCUUAUCAACUGAUUCUCUAUACCAGUUAACAAGUGCACAGACCAUUAAAAAUAAUAUGCUUAUUUUAUAGCCAAAAAAUGGUAAAGUUGUACGCAUUAUCUAUUUUGUAUAAAAAGCCUACAUCAGCUAUAGCCUUAAAGGCUGCCUAUGAUGUUGAGUCAUUCUCAUUUUUUCAAAGAGGAAGUGUCAAAGAAUUUAUGUGUUUUGUAAGUAAAACCAUUGUUGAGAGGACUCAGAUCAGCUUCAGGCAAAGUGUGAAAGAAGGAGAUUACAUGUGUCAUGUAUAUGUAAGAGGGGAUAAUUUAGCUGCAGUACUUAUAUCGGAUCAUGAGUAUCCCAGGAGAGUAGCUCACACAUUGAUUACAAAAGUUAUGGAUGAAUUUACUAUGAAAUAUCCAAUCUCAACAUGGGAAACUUUAAGUGAAGCAAUGACUGAUUUCUCACAGCUUAAUUUAUACCUAGCAAAAUACCAAAAUCCUAAUGAAGCAGAUGCUUUUACUAAAAUGCAAAAUGACUUGGAUGACACAAAAAUUAUUUUGCACAAUACGUUAGAGGCUGUCCUUCAAAGAGGAGAGAAGCUGGAUGAUUUAGUUUCAAAGUCUGAGGGACUUAGUGCACAGUCAAAAGCAUUCUAUAAAACUGCAAGGAAAACUAAUUCCUGUUGCAGUUUAGCUCCUUGAAAGCUUCUAUUAACAACAGAUUAUGCUGGUUGUACUUCAGCAACAAAUAUUUAUCAUUUUCUAAUGACAGUGCAUAAUGCAAAUAUUUAAUAUUAUAUGUGUUUCAUUCAAAGAAAUAAUUGGAAGAUGUUCUGGUUCUGUCAUGUGCAAAGCUGAUUAUCAAAUGUACAGAUUGUUUAUAUGUAGAAUGUAUGAUGACACUUAAAUGUUAAACCACUGCCGGUUUCACUCAGCCGAUUUUAAAGAAAUGAAAAUUAUUAUAUAUAAAACCUGUCUUGAUUUGUAACGUAUUUCUGCAAGAAUGUAUGAUCAAAAAGAAAACAAUGAAGUAGUAGAUUUAUACAUUUCAAAAUUCUAUUUAGUUAAAUUGAUAUCGAACUUCCAAAAAAUGUGGUACAAGUAGAUUUAAUUGAAAACACUUGACUGAAAAGAACAAGUAGAUAUUGUAGGAACAAUGUUCAGAUUUAUUUGUACACUAAAAUGAAAUGUGUUUGUGCAACAUUUUAAUUUGUAUCAUAUUAUAACCAUAAUGAGUAGGACUUUUUAUAUUACAGAUCUAUUUGCUCCUUAAUUGUCUCAUAGCAUAUCUUUUUAUGACAACUUAACCCAAGCACUUGAUCUGGCAAAAAUAUUUCUUUAACAUCACAAUAUGAUUAGAAUUUACUAUUUCUACAAAAACAUUUUAUUGUUGCAAUAUCAAUAGAAAAGGUUGAUUAUAUUGUUGCAGAUAUAUGUUUUGUAAACCUGUAGACUAAU
Megalopta genalis is the source of this 1669-nucleotide messenger RNA. It is a transcript of the gene Ykt6, whose product is annotated as YKT6 v-SNARE homolog. Gene Ontology annotation, molecular function: SNAP receptor activity. Gene Ontology annotation, cellular component: Golgi apparatus. NCBI's taxonomy places the organism in Eukaryota, Metazoa, Arthropoda, Insecta, Hymenoptera, Halictidae. Gene Ontology annotation, biological process: endoplasmic reticulum to Golgi vesicle-mediated transport. The record is from RefSeq and is a predicted model, not a curated record.